This is a messenger RNA of Phanerochaete carnosa HHB-10118-sp, 1084 nucleotides long. RefSeq lists its product as uncharacterized. Gene Ontology annotation, molecular function: oxidoreductase activity. NCBI's taxonomy places the organism in Eukaryota, Fungi, Basidiomycota, Agaricomycetes, Polyporales, Phanerochaetaceae. The record is from RefSeq and is a predicted model, not a curated record. The transcript is spliced from 2 exons. Gene Ontology annotation, cellular component: endoplasmic reticulum. Bases 8 to 937 code for a protein of 309 amino acids.
GUUUUCAAUGCCCACAGCCACCCAAGUCUUCAGCACUGUCGGCGCGCUCGUCGCGCUUAAAGCCGCGUUCGAUUUGCUGCGGUUGGCCGCGGUGUAUGCGCUCCCGUCUAACCUUCGCCGUUACCUAUAUGGUGCGGCGCCAUAUGCGCUUGUCACCGCAGCCACAGAUGGCAUAGGGAAGUCGGUAUCAAAGGAGCUCUACAAGCACGGGUUCAACCUUAUCCUCCACGGCCGGAAUAGCGAGAAGCUGGAGAGAGUGCGCGAGGAGAUUCAGGCUUUAGGCGCAUCGAAGAGAGAUGUGAAGAUUUGGGUGGCGGACGCCAACAGCCCUGACGUGGACUUUGAGGCAGCAGUUGCCCAAUGGGAGGGGCUCGAGAUAACGCUAGUGGUAAACAACGUUGGUGGUGCCCCUGUGCGGGAAUCAACUAUCGACGUUAUCCCCGAGUCUGACCUGCUCACUGACGUACGCCGAAACUCUCUGUUCCCGCUGCUCCUCACACGUGCUCUCCUGCCCAAGCUGCGUCGCGCGUCCGGCCCAGUGGAGAUCGCUUUCUGCGGGUCGCUCUCGUCUUCGCUCCCCAUCCCACGCAUCAUCCCCUACGGCGCGACAAAGGCGUUCCUGCGCCAGUGCAGCGGCGCACUCCAGUCGGACGAGCUCUUCCACGCAACAGGCACGCCGAACAUCUCCACCAUCUACCUCGACGUGGGCAGCGUCGCAUCGGCGGGCCACAAGGUCUCGGCGUCAUUCGCGACACCGUCGUCGGACGUCUUUGCCCGGCACUUGGUCCACUGCAUCGGCUGCGGCAGGGCGUCAAUUGUCCCCUACUGGCCCCACGCCCUCCAGGCCGGGAUGGUCAGCAUGCUGCCAGCGAGCCUCCUGUUACCUGAGCUGUUCAAGGCUAUGGACGAGGAGCUCAAAGUUGGCAAGAGGGGUUGAAUAGGACUUGAUGCGGUGGACGUCCACGCGGUCUGCUAAUAGCCGUUCGGUGCAUGUACUGUUUAAGUUCGGUCUCUAGGUCGCACAUGCAUGUGUAUUUGUCGCCCUCAGUUGCUCAAAGCGAAGCUUCUAUCGUAAUUCACCACC